Ostrinia furnacalis (Asian corn borer) is the source of this 1727-nucleotide messenger RNA. RefSeq names its product resilin (gene resilin). The record is from RefSeq and is a predicted model, not a curated record. Gene Ontology annotation, cellular component: extracellular matrix. Lineage: Eukaryota; Metazoa; Arthropoda; Insecta; Lepidoptera; Crambidae. The coding region runs from base 73 to 1689 and encodes 538 amino acids. The transcript has 5 exons.
CUUAAUAAAGGAACACCAUCCUCUAGAAAUAUCAAUAAUUGCAUUUAGGAUAUUUAUGCAAUACACUUUGCGAUGAUUUUACACGUACUCUGGUUGAGCGCCCUUGCGUGGUCGAUGAGCAAAUGUGAACCACCAGUGAACAGUUAUCUACCUCCAAAUGCUGGAAACGGCGGUCGACCCUCAUCAGAGUACGGCCCACCUGGCAGAAACGGAGGGGGUGGAGGCUCAUCAGGCCCAGGCGGAGUAGGCCGGCCCAGUGGAGGAAAUAACCUAAAUCAACCUCAAGAUUCAUACUUCCCACCAGGACAGUCCGGGAGUUCUCCGGAUACGCAGUAUGGCCCUCCUUCAGGGCGGGGAAAUCAAGGUCCGCAAAGGCCUCAGUUCGGUUCUCCCUCCCAAAAUGGUCAAAAUGGUUUUGGCCAAGGAAACGGAGGCAAUGUACCUAGUUCGGAAUAUGGAACUCCCGGUCAGAAUAAUCGCCCAGGCUCUUCUCGACAGCCUUCUGGCCAAACGCCUUUCGGAGGUGAUAAUCGACCUCAGUCAUCAUACGGUCCUCCUAACGGCAAUCAAGGUUUUAAUAGCCCAUCAUCUGGAAGAGGCAACGGAGGCCCUGGAUCAAAUAAUGGAAGGCAAGGUCAACGUCCUGAAAGUUCUUAUGGCCCGCCCCCCACAGGUGGUUUUCAGGCACCAGGCAGCGGCCCCAGUGGCCGUCUUGAUUCCCAAAUGCCCGGAUCGUCAUAUUUGAGUCCGGGUUCUGAUUCAUCUCCUGGUGGGUUUGGGGGAAGGCAACAAUCUGGUGGUAUACCGUCUUCCUCAUAUGGCACCCCUGGUUUUGGUGGUAGUGGAGCAAGUGGGAGAGGAUUUGGUAUUGGAAACCAAGGCUCUGAUUUUGGCGGUGAUGAGUCUGACGAGCCGGCUAAAUACGAGUUUAGCUAUGACGUGGACGACCCGCAGACAGGUACUAAAUUUCAUCAUUCAGAACAACGUGACGGUGACGUGGCCACAGGGGAGUAUAAUGUAGAGCUGCCCGAUGGUAGGAAGCAGGUUGUCGAGUACGAGGCGGGGCUGCAAGGAUACAAGCCUCAAAUACGCUACGAGGGUGGAAGCGGAGGCGCAGGGUCCGGUUUUGGUUCGGGUGGUAGUCGGGGACCUCAAGGUGGUCAAGGUGGUGGUGGUCAAGGAUACCCACGUGGUGGUCCUGGCGAAAGCUUCCAAGGCGGCAACAAUGAUAUCGGCUACUCUCAAGGGGGGCCUGGUCAAGCUGGCAGACCUAGCCGUUUCGAGCAGGCUAACGACUUCGACCAGGGCAGUUCAGCUCAGCUGCGAGGCCAAGAAUCCAUGGGGUACCCUAGAGGAGGACCCGGUAAUGGAGGGAAUGGACAGGGCUCUCGUGGAUACCCCGGAGGCGAAGGUGGCCAGGACCAAUCAUUUGGACGACCUGGUAGCAAUGGAUUAGAGAGUUUCAAUGGAUCGCAAGACGGUGAGGCUGGAUAUCCAAGUGGGAGACCUCAAGGGGGAGAUAGGAAUCGGCCUCAAGGUAAUGGAAGAGGUUUCCCAGGGGGUCAGGGAGGUGGUGGCGGCUAUCCAAGCGGUGGGCCUCAGGGAGGCCGCGGCCCUGGUGGGUCCGGCGGGGACGAUGAUGGUUACCCCAGCGGUGGACCAAGUGGGCCAAGGGGCUCUGGAUACUAAGGCUAAGAAACGAUUCAAUGGCAUGCUUACUGAUAAGA